UGUCCCCAGCCUGCCGGCACACCGGUACCCAUUCCUGCCCGUCGGGCCUCAAUCCAUAGGCCGACAGCCGCAGGGCGGAUAAAGGAUUUCGGAAAGCGUCAGGUUGCAAUGGCGGAAUCCUGGCCGCAAAGCAACUCACCAACAUGAUUGAUCACCGACACAUCCAUUGCCCUGUGCCCAUUUCCCACCAACGCUUUCUUUCCAACUGUCACCACCAUCCAUGGAGAGUAUUUAUUCUCUACCGAUAACGAAGGGACAGACGCCCGUAUCGCGGCAUGAUGCACUUGCCGCCUACCGCUUCCGCCUUCCCGACGUAUCCCGACAGGUCAUCGGUCAGACGGUGGCCCCUUUCCUCCGAGAACACAUCCAAGGGUUGUAUGCGCCCGUCGGAAAGCCAGAUCCGCUAUCUAUGCGCAAUGUCGAAAACCCCAACAGCAAGUGUUGCUAUCGCCAUCGGCCAGACUCUAAGUGCCGCAGAGCAGCCGACGAGUCCAAGAUGGCGUUGAUCCAGAGUGAACUCGAGAGCCUCCCGGCCGGCGACCGCCAAGCCAUCACCAACGUGUGGUCCUUGUUUUCCGCAGCCCCGACCAAGCACCGCGAGCUCAUGUUGCGGGGUAUCAUUACGCAAUGCUGCUUUCCACAACUAUCGGUCGUAUCGCGAGAAGUGCAAGAGCAGCUAAAGAUCGACUUCCUAUCUGCCCUACCUUCCGAAUUAUCACUAAAGAUAUUAUGUCAUCUCGAUUGCGCUUCUCUUUGCAAGGCCGCCCAAGUGAGCCGACGAUGGAAUACCUUGUCUGGAGAUGACGUGGUCUGGCAUCGAAUGUGCGAACAACAUAUUGGACGCAAGUGUGAGAAGUGUCAAUGGGGUCUGCCUAAACUGGAAAAGAGGCGAUUACAAGAAUGGAAGAUUCAGCGUCAGAUGGACAUGAAUAACACGCGGCGGGCCCUUAUCCCUUCACUAACCCCAGCGGUCAAUAACCAUGGUUUACCAACCUCGGCCCCAGCCAAGCGUGGGGCUGAUUCUGUCAACGCUGACGACCAUCAGGAAAAGAAGGUUCGACUGUGGAAAGAGGUCUAUCGUGACAGGUAUUAUAUUUCCUCGAAUUGGAAGUAUGGCAGAUGUGCCAUCAAAACAUUCACCGGGCAGCAUACCAACGGCGUUACCUGCUUACAAUUCGAUGACAACAUGCUGGCAACCGGCUCGUAUGAUUCCACCAUCAAGCUCUGGAACAUAGAGACUGGCGAGGUUAUACGCACUCUGCGAGGCCACACAAGCGGAAUCCGUGCCCUCCAAUUCGAUGAUAGAAUACUUGUAAGCGGUUCGCUGGACGGUGACCUCCGCGUCUGGAAUUGGCGUACAGGUAGGUGCAUCAACACCUUGCAUCAUCAAGACGGCGUUAUCACAGUGCACAUGGCAGGUGGCCUAGUCGCCUCUGGCUCCAUCGACAAGACUAUAAAAGUCUUUAACUUCGAGACGCAGCAAUCGUUUUGUCUCAGGGGGCAUUUGGACUGGGUCAAUCAAGUCAGGCUGGACCUCGCUUCGAGAACCCUCUUAUCAGCUUCGGAUGAUUGCACCGUUAAGCUGUGGGACCUCGAUUCUCAGACGUGUAUCAAGACCUACGAAGGACAUGCCGGCCAAGUCCAGCAGGUCCUCCUGCUCCCGGAUGACCUCAAGUUCGAGGACGAACACAUGCGCGAGGCCGAUGCUGCCUCUGUAAUUAGCCAGCGCAGUGGCGCUCCUAGCGUUGCCUCCUCAUCUUCGUACCUAGCUGCACAACAUAACGAUACGCGAGCAGCUUACGGCCCGAUAUUCAUCAAUAAUCCUGAACGUCAACUUCCCCCGCGGUAUUUCUUGACGGGAUCGCUGGAUUUGACGAUGCGUCUGUGGGAUUCGGCUUCAGGCCAAAGUCCCCGUUGCUUCUGGGGCCACGUAGAGGGAAUAUGGGGUCUCGCUGGAGACGCGUUGCGAUUUGUGACGGGGGCGAAUGAUGCUACGGUGAAGGUCUGGGACCCGAGGACGGUAAGGUGUGAGCAUACAUUCACAGGCCACAACGGACCCGUGACUUGUGUUGGACUUAGCGACAGUCGAAUGGCAAGUGGAGGUGAAGACGGCGAAGUACGCUUAUACAGCUUCGAGGGCGCGCCAUCAGAAUUCGAGGAAGUAGGUGCUGGAAUAUAAGGUGGGUAAAAUGCUUUAAGUUUAUAAAAGGAUAUUAUAUUAGGAUUACUUCUAUUUAAGAGAAUAAAUUACGUGCGACGAAUAGAGGAAUCACCGAGCGGCAUAACUUAAUAUCGACACGGGAAUUUUAAAGAUAAUGAAAAAUGGAAUAAAAAGAACCCAAAAGGCUGGUCCUACCAUAAUGACAGGAAGGGUGAAGAUGUAAAUAUAAUAUAAUAUAAAAGGAUAAUAAGCGCUGUAAUAGAGUUUUGGUCAAGGAGUUCGUAAUAAUAUGAGCAAAUAUGUUUCCAAUGCGCUUUCGGUUUUUUAGUGACCUACUGUUAAAGCGUCUAAGGACUAUUUAAUAUUGAUAUGCGGAUAGAAUGAAGGAUUUUGUUUUAAACGUUUUAGGAUAUAAAACGCGCAUGCUGCCAACGUAGACCUAUAUUGUUAAGAUUAAACUGAGGCUUAGGAGACCGUCCGAAGUCCUAUCCUAAACACUUUCAUUUUCGGACCGACAGGGUUAUUUGUGCCUAUGUCACCCAGACAAGCAACCAUUUGGAAGUGAUACUGUGUAAUGAUGCAGUGUUGAAUAUAACCUACGGCAACAAUAACAAUGCCGGUAACAAGUUGUUGGUCACUAGUCACUAAUACCGCCGGCUGAAUCGAUUCAAGACAGUAUGGCU
Daldinia caldariorum is the source of this 2844-nucleotide messenger RNA. RefSeq names its product sulfur controller 2. The record is from RefSeq and is a predicted model, not a curated record. The transcript has 2 exons. The coding region runs from base 221 to 2179 and encodes 652 amino acids. Gene Ontology annotation, molecular function: protein binding. NCBI's taxonomy places the organism in Eukaryota, Fungi, Ascomycota, Sordariomycetes, Xylariales, Hypoxylaceae.